AUUUUUUCCCCUUUCUUCUUACUGCUGUGAUUUUGUACCUGAGCAUGGCGAAAGCAUUAAGGAUCAAAUAAAAAAUAGUAUGUAUUUUGUUAAUAAUUAAAUUGUUAGAUUUUUUUUUCAUCUCAGACUUUACUAACGAACGCGAAUGAGAGAAAAAAAGAAGAAGAAGAAUACUGUACUACAAUGCAUGAUAAGAUGAUCUCAAAUAAGAAUUGGGUUUGGAGAUAAGAAUGGUCAUGUUUUAGAAGACCAACGGAGGAGGAGAUGAUGGGCAUGGCGACGACGAGAAUGAUGAUGGAAAAUACUUGCUUAUUUUAAUCCAUUUGUUACUUGUCUUAAAUACUUGGCCAAGCCAAUUCUACUGCAAUGCUCACAACUACAUCAAAACUUUCUCAAGGAACCUGAAAAGAAACCUCCUGAUAUAUAUAUAUUUAUACAAUAUGCACAGCUUUUCAUCAACGAACUUUUUAUGUUAGACUAUUGACUUAAGAUUUUAAAUGCCCACUAGAAAUAAAUAAAUAAAAAGUCAAUACCAAAACAAUUUUGUGUCUAAACAAUGGGGUGGGUGAAUAGUCAAAUAUAAUUUCCAAAGAAUCAAAACAAAUUUAAUGCUCCCAAGAAAUGUAAUUUCCAGGCCAAACUAGUCACUUCCGAUGUCUAUCAAUUGAACUAGGUGAGGGGAGAGAGAAGAACAUAUACAGAUAUGGAGCAAGUGAAGCUACUAGGAGCUUGGCCAAGUCCUUUUAGUUACAGAGUAAUUUGGGCACUCAAACUCAAGGGAGUGAGCUAUGAAUACGUAGAAGAGAACUUGUUUAACAAAAGUGAGCAGCUUUUACAGAAUAACCCAGUUCACAGAAAAAUCCCUGUGUUGCUUCAUGGUGGGAAACCUGUUGCUGAGUCUACUGUCAUUCUUGAGUACAUAGAAGAGACCUGGCCACAGAAUUAUCCCUUACUUCCUCAAGACCCUCAUGAUAGAGCUGUGGCUAGAUUCUGGACCAAGUUUGAAGAGGAGAAGAGCCCAACUUUCUUUGCUUUCUUCCAAACGGUGGGACAACAACAAGAGAAAGCAAUAACAGAAGCAAAGGAACUACUUGGAAUCAUUGAAGAAUAUGGUCUCGGCGAGAAGGAGUUUUUUGGUGGUGAUAAGAUUGGAUUAGCUGAUAUAGCCUUCGGAUGGAUUGCAGGGUGGCUUGAAGUUAUGCAAGAAGCAGUUGGUGUUAAGUUAAUGGAAGCUGACAGUUUCCCUCGUUUACAAGCAUGGAUCAAGAAUUUCAAGGAGGUUUCUGUAAUCAAAGAAGACCUUCCUGACCAUGAUGGAAUGCUAGCUUACUUCAAACGUACAAGAGAGAUGUGUAUUGCAUCAGCAGCAUCUUAGUCCACCAUGAUAAUUUGCAAUGUUUCUGUUUUCUUUGAAUAUUGUAAUCAAGUACAUUUAGUUAAUGUUGUAUAAGGAGGUUGAAGUUUUGUUUCUUGGAA
Ricinus communis (castor bean) is the source of this 1476-nucleotide messenger RNA. Its product is annotated as glutathione transferase GST 23. Gene Ontology annotation, molecular function: glutathione transferase activity. Lineage: Eukaryota; Viridiplantae; Streptophyta; Magnoliopsida; Malpighiales; Euphorbiaceae. The transcript is spliced from 2 exons. The record is from RefSeq and is a predicted model, not a curated record. Gene Ontology annotation, biological process: glutathione metabolic process. Gene Ontology annotation, cellular component: cytoplasm. The coding region runs from base 704 to 1375 and encodes 223 amino acids.